This is a messenger RNA of Phacochoerus africanus (Common warthog), 3913 nucleotides long. It is a transcript of the gene TMEM248, whose product is annotated as transmembrane protein 248. The record is from RefSeq and is a predicted model, not a curated record. The coding region runs from base 261 to 1214 and encodes 317 amino acids. The transcript has 7 exons. NCBI's taxonomy places the organism in Eukaryota, Metazoa, Chordata, Mammalia, Artiodactyla, Suidae.
UUUCUACCCGGAAACCACGGCUGCGGGACCUGCGGACUAGCUUGUGUCGCGGCAGCGGGAGCCCGGGUGGUCUCUGGUCCUCGCGUCGGCCCCCCGGAGCCGGACGCUGCCCCCGGCGCGGCGGGGAGGAUGGUGCCGAGCGGCCCCGGGCCCGCCGCGCGCCGCCGUGAGUGAGCUCCGAGCGGCCGCGGGCGUCCGCCUAGCAGCUGGCCCGGCCGGGCCCGGGGCGCGCCGCUGCCCACCGGGGCGAGGUGCAGCUGAUGAGAAUAAUGUUCAGCAUCAACCCCCUGGAGAACCUGAAGCUGUACAUCAGCAGCCGGCCCCCCUUGGUGGUCUUUAUGAUCAGCGUAAGCGCCAUGGCCAUAGCUUUCCUGACCUUGGGCUAUUUCUUCAAAAUCAAGGAGAUCAAGUCACCGGAAAUGGCAGAGGAUUGGAAUACUUUUCUGCUGCGGUUUAAUGAUUUAGACUUGUGCGUAUCAGAGAAUGAAACAUUAAAGCAUCUCACAAAUGACACCACAACCCCGGAAAGCACAAUGACCAGCGGCCAGGCCAGAACGUCCACCCAGUCCCCGCAGUCCCUGGAGGACUCAGGCCCAGUGAACAUCUCAGUGGCAAUCACCCUAACCCUGGACCCGCUCAAACCCUUCGGCGGGUACUCUCGCAAUGUCACCCAUCUGUACUCGACCAUCCUAGGGCAUCAGAUUGGACUUUCAGGCAGGGAGGCCCAUGAGGAGAUAAACAUUACCUUCACCCUGCCCACAGCCUGGAGCUCGGACGACUGUGCCCUUCACGCUCACUGUGAGCAGGUGGUGUUCACGGCCUGCAUGACCCUCACCGCUAACCCCGGCGUGUUCCCGGUCACCGUACAGCCGCCGCACUGCGUUCCCGACACGUACAGCAACGCCACACUCUGGUACAAGAUCUUCACAACUGCCAGAGAUGCCAACACAAAAUACGCUCAAGACUACAACCCUUUCUGGUGUUACAAGGGGGCCAUCGGAAAAGUCUAUCAUGCUUUAAAUCCCAAGCUUACGGUUAUUGUUCCAGAUGAUGACCGUUCAUUAAUAAACCUGCACCUCAUGCACACCAGUUACUUCCUCUUCGUGAUGGUGAUAACGAUGUUUUGCUACGCGGUUAUCAAAGGCAGACCCAGCAAGCUGCGUCAGAGCAAUCCUGAGUUCUGUCCUGAGAAGGUGGCUUUGGCUGACGCCUAAUCUCACAACUGCCGUUUUCGGAGAGAGACAGAGCGAACCAUCUUCAUUGCCUGCUGAACCCAGCCUGGGCCUGGACACUCUGUGAAUACAUUAUCUUGCGGUGUUGGGUCACUCCAGCCAAAGACAUUUCAAGUGCCUGUAACUGAUUUGUACAUAUUUAUAAAAAUCUAUUCAGAAGUUGGUCCCGUGAUGCACGUGCUUUGCACCGGGUGCAGCCAGAACUCUGCAGCCUCACCCGUGAAUGUGGUGGGAUGAUUCCGCGUGGCGCUGGAGAAGUCCCAGCAGCUGCACGGCCUUCCCAGGGUCACAGGGGCGUUUCACUGCGGGUGGGGUUGAGGUUUGCUUUGGUUCUUGUUUCAGCCCGACAUGUACAGAAUGUUCAAGACAGUCUGCACCUCUGAUAUGAUAUUGCAUUUCUAAAGCCACCAAUCCAUUUUGUGGAUUUUAUGUGUCUGUGGCUUAAUAAUCCUAGGAACAACACCAAUACCUUUUUCUCCGUUUUGCUUGCAAGGAAACACACCUAUCUUCCUCAGUUGUUGGGGUUUUUUUCCCCCCCCUUUGAAGAAAAAAUAGUCACAUUUUAAUACUACUCUAGUUAGGACAGACUUGUGCUUUUCUCUUGAGCAAGAAGUUAAAUACUUCAAAGUCACCUACAUGGUAAAGAUCCAAGUUUCAUUUACCGCCUGGACAGUGAGGAGCGUGGUCCUGUUUCAUUCGGCACAGACUGUUCCGCUGUUGUCGUCGUCUCUGUUGUCCCUUCCCUCCAUUGUAAAAGUUAAAACUGCUUCCUCACUCAAAAGGGCUUAAAAAGGAAGUGCGAAUGGCUCUGGGGUAGAAGGUGGCGCUUCUGUUUUCUGGAAUGCAGAUGACGGGAUGGAAAGAGGACGAUGACAACUUGGUCUAACAGUUGUGAAAGGGUUUCCUGUUUUCUUCCAAGAGGGAGUGGAUUUUCUUCUCUGGGUGUUUUUGUCUGUUUAGGGGUUGGGUUUCUUUUUUUCCGCAUUUAUUUUUAUGCAGUUAACAUAUUCUCAGAAGGAAAUGUUAACCAGUGGAGGAGUAACCGUAAGAAAACAAUGUCCCUGAAAUUUGAAGGAAAGUGAUUCUGAUUUGCCAUUUAUCAGGAAAACCAAAAGCAUUUUGCUUUUCUAUCGCAUUUUGGUGAUUUCAGUUCUCUCUCCCUUUUUUCCUUCCAAGCCAUCUUCUUUUUAGAACAAUUAUGCAUCUUUUCCAGCCCUUUUUGUUACUUGCAUUCUUACUGCUGGGUUUUGUUUGUUUGUUUUCCCCCAAAGAGCUUUUGGCCUCAAUAACUCAUCAUCAUUAAUGAUUUCCAUGUUCUGCCAAGCCGUGUUCUCACAGAAGGGCAGUUAACAUCUUGGGCGUGACUGUCCGCAUUGCUUUCCCUCGACUCCAGGUCUGUCAUCUCUUCUGAGUUAGGAGCAGUCCUGCAGUCUGAACUGUAUUGGUCCAGAGCAUCUGAUCCCCGGCAUUCUUGAAUGAACGACAACGGGGGGCUUUUAGUAAAGGUUAUUAAGAUAAUCAUCGUCGUAAUUUGAUAUGUUAAUAUUCUUUUUAGUACAUUUCAAGCACAAUGAUCCUACUUGUCCAUCCAGUUUUGUUUUUGUUUUUUAUAAGUUGCUUACAUGACGCAUGGCUAACUGGUUAAUUUUCUCUCUAGAGACUUUGAGAAAGAGCCAUUUGGCGUGGCCUUUAGAAACAUCAAUAUCAUCACGACCAACAGACUUUUAGAUUAAGCUGCUACUGAAUUAAUAAAGUCCCCGUGAAGUAGAGUUACAGGACUAGAUGUACAACUGGCCGAGUACUACAGAAGGAAGACAGGUGAAAGAAGUCAGGUGCACGGGUCUCUUCAAGCCAGCUUGUUACUAAGGUUAAGGACCCUUGUUUUUGUCACUGGGGAUGGCUGGGACCCGGGGCCAGGGAGGAGGGACGCUGUUAGGCGUGAGGAGGGGACGUGCCAAAAAUGCCCAGACAGUGCGACUUGUCACGAGGCAGGACACACACUUUCAAAUCCAGCAUCUCCCUGGCAGGUGAGUCUCAAAGAUCCCACAGAGACCCAGAGUUGGUCGAGGGUACAGAGGAAGGCUGGGGGGCGCUGGGGGCCUGGGCGAAGAGCUCUGGUGCCCGAGGGGGCAUCCACUGACCCUCAGCAGGUCCGGGGGACCUGAUGCUACCUGGGCGCUUAGAGGCCAGGCCCGGUCUUCCGCUCUCUUGCUGGGGGACCUCAGGAUGAGAAGAGUGUCCCAGACAGGGCCUGUCUGCCACUUGGACGUGACCCCGCGCAGGCGCGCUGGCUUGUCCUCAGGCGUCUUGGGCUGGAGUCCAAUGGAAAGGUCAGCAACUUACUAUUAAAAAGGUUGUUUCGGAUCAUAUUGAUCUCUUUCCUUUCUCCUUUUGUCCUUUCACUGUAUGACUUGAAUCAGUUUUGAUUCUAUUUGUAAGUUUCUCGUCGCUAGGAGCCUGCCACUUCCGUUGCAUUUUCUUUGGCAGUAUGUAGGGAUUCAGCGUCCUGGUUUUUCACCCUCCUGCAGGCACUGUGGGGUUUCGAGGGCCAGCGGAUCCAUUUCACGUCCCUUGCUGCAUGAUGGUCAGUAGCUGAUCUGUUCCGGCAUUCACUCCCGGAUUGAGUUUCUGUGUUUGAAGUAUGUGCAUAUGUGCUUUCCAGAAUAAAACAUCGGAGUUUA